Messenger RNA from Papilio xuthus (Asian swallowtail), 1116 nucleotides. RefSeq lists its product as uncharacterized. Gene Ontology annotation, molecular function: sodium channel activity. NCBI's taxonomy places the organism in Eukaryota, Metazoa, Arthropoda, Insecta, Lepidoptera, Papilionidae. Gene Ontology annotation, biological process: sodium ion transport. The transcript has 5 exons. The record is from RefSeq and is a predicted model, not a curated record. Gene Ontology annotation, cellular component: membrane. The coding region runs from base 107 to 784 and encodes 225 amino acids.
AGCGGCGGCGGGGCGCGACGCGGGGCUUGGCGUGGUCGUGCACCAAGACAGCGAAGACUUCGCCUACGUGCGCCGACCAACCGCCGGAAUAGAGCGCGGGUGCCGCAUGCCGCCGGCGAGACAUGGCACGGCGAGGGACAGCAUGGCGUGGUGCAUGCUGCGCUGCCGCGUCGCCGCAGUGCGCGUGCUGUGCGCAUGCACGCCACAUCUCUACAAGCCGCUGUACCCAGACAAUGACUACGAAACCUGCUCCUUGGAUCACCUGCUGUGCCUCAGCAAAUACCGAGAGACGCUGCAGUCCUACGCCACGCAGGAGGCGGCGGGGGCGGGAGAGCAGGAGUCGGAGGUGGGUCUGCGCUGCCCGCACUGCCGCCGCGACUGCGCGCGCCUGCAGUACUCUGUGCGUAGCGCACACUCCCAGUACCACCACCUGCCCAAGCUCUUCAAAAACAUACUAUCCCGUGACAUAUCCUUCGUAAACACGUCGGUGAUCCGCGUGUACUUCGCGCGCUCGCACCAGGACCUGCUGGUGGCGGAGACCAACCUGCGCUGGUUCCAAAUCUUUAGUAUGCAGAGCAGUCAGUGGGUGUGUGUGACGGGUGUGACGGCGGUGAGUGUGCUGCAGCUGCUGUACCACGCGGGGCCGCGCUUGCGACACCACUGGAGCCGGCGCAUGCGACUAGUCGCCCGCCGCGCGCGCCGCUGGUCGCUCCUGGGCGCCCAGCCCCGCUCUACUCUCACUUCCCACCGACUUCUAAAAUUCGAUAUUUCGAUGGAUCAUUAGUGCACCCUGCUUCAAAUUACGUCGCCUUUGCCACAACAAAAGGAAGGCGGAAGGAGGCUGGAGGAGGAAGGUCACUUUCCUGGUAUUUAUUUGUUGUAGACGCGGCGUCAGAAGUUUGGGAUGGUUAAAUAAAAAUAUUCGGCUGGUAACUUUGCUUUAUUACAUACAAUUCUACAAGUCACGAAGUUCUUGUUCGAAGUUAAUUUCGAGUUUGUGUGAGUUCAGUAAAUGAGUUCUCCAUAAACAAUUGUAUCACUUUCAAUCAAUAAAUAACAAAAUCGUACUCGUGUUCAAAAUAAAUAAAUAAUAUCACUAACAAAUGUUUUUAAUUU